Messenger RNA from Iphiclides podalirius (scarce swallowtail), 507 nucleotides. The record is from the annotation of a GenBank genome assembly. Lineage: Eukaryota; Metazoa; Arthropoda; Insecta; Lepidoptera; Papilionidae.
AUGGUCGCGUUUUGCGAUUCAACGCACGGCCGCCAUGGAUAUUCAGGGAGGAUUACGAGACACUUCCACAUUGCCGAACGUCUGCGCGCGCAGACGGCCCGCGGACUGUCGGACGGACGGUCAGCUGAGCGGCGGAAACAGGACGUGACGUCACGGGAUGUUAUCGUAGGUUGCUGGUCUAUUUUAAUUCAGCCGGCGGCGAUGGCGGGAGACUCUGUGGUCCGAAGGAAGGCAGCCGGCGUCACUGUUGCACGAAUGGGCAGGUCCGUCCGGCGGCGAGCACGCCUCGCUCUCGACGACGCCUCGGCCCACUCCACUCUUUUUAUUUCACCUCCACGAUACCUGGCCGGCCCCCCGGCACGCUUCGGCGUCAACGAAACGCACCCCCAUCCAACGCCGCUCCAGUGUUUGCGGAGCACACGGCGGAGGGUACCCGAGCAGCGUUGGGUCGCAACGGCCGAGUUUCUCGGAACAUCUCAUAAUAGAGAGUGCAGCGAAUCGGUCACG